Messenger RNA from Effrenium voratum, 761 nucleotides. The record is from the annotation of a GenBank genome assembly. Lineage: Eukaryota; Dinophyceae; Suessiales; Symbiodiniaceae.
CAAAAAGAGAGCCCUGAGCAUCGAUGCAAGCCAUGCCGCUGAUCGAAGCCGCUCCGCAAGUUACUCAUCGACCGCUUGGGCUGCAGACUCGACAGCCGCAUGUGGCAAGAAGAGGAGCAAGAGAGCUCUACCGGCGAGGUGUUCUGGUAGUGGCACUAGGCCUUUUCGCUCCUGCUCGCUCCCGCGCCAAGCCGCUGCGCGAGAGCCGCGUUGCAGAGCGCAAGAAGCUGGAAGAUGGAUCCGAGGUAGUGAAGUUGGCUUCGGGCGUGCAGUACCUGGACUUGCGAGUGGGUCGUGGCGAGGUGCCCCAGAUGGGUGACACGGUGCUGUUGCAUGUCAAGGGAUACCUCAUGGAGAAGGGGGACCCAAUCUUCAUGAACACCUACGAUGACGGCGCGCCCUUGGUCUUCUCCCUGGGCACCAUGCCGGAGGGCGUCACGGAAGGGCUGGAGGAAGCACUGGCCACCAUGAAGCUCGGCUCCCUGCGCGCUGUGCAGGUGCCGUCGUACCUGGGCUAUGCCAACGGCCUGGCGCGCGCCGGGGUGAAGCCGCCGCUGCGGCUGCCCAUUCCCUUUAAGGAGGGCCUGCGCUACGAGUUGGAGCUGCUCCGCUGUGUGCCCGCGCCGCAGAACGGAGGUGACAAGUCGGGACGGCUGUGCUGCUCAGAUCCUCAGUACCCCUGCAAGAUCCCCAGCAACAUCCGCCUGGAUGUGGCAGCGGAUGUGGCGGCGGGCGUUUGAACCGAUGUACGAUGCACCGAG